AUGUAUUAUUACUCUAAUAAGUUAAUUCCCAAUGUAGAAUUUUUGGGAAAUGUUUGUAACAACUUUAUAUAUCGCAAUUACAGGUUUUACUCAACCUUCUUGUACAAUAGUUACAUUAAUAAAAUAAAAUGUAGACUUUAUAAAUCGCAGCAUCACUAUAAUAAUAAACUCAGUCCUAGAAAACUAAAUACAUGGAACAACAAUUCUUUAAACGAUGUUACUGUCAAUAGGGAUACAAACUCGCCUAACAACAGCUCCUAUAAUGAACUGUGCAAUCAUAGCAAUUCAUAUAGAGACAGCUAUGAGCGAGAAAACACAAACAAACAACUCGGUGAUAUAGAUAAAGUGUUGGCAAUGAUUAAAACUGGAAAUGUGAAGGAAAUAGAUGAAUACAUGUUUGAAUCAAUUGAUAAAAACAUCCUGACCAAUUUGGAUAAAUUUACCAUUUCAGACAUCAACAACCUGUUACACACAUCAUUGAAGGUGUUUUAUAGCCAGAAUUUAAUAGAAGCGCUGAUUUUGAAGCUAAAAUGUACACACCCCUCAGAGAUACCACUGGCAACACUGGCGUUGGUUUUCCAGAGCCUAGGACGAGUUCUACCAUGCGAUUUUCACAUAGAACGCAUAGAAAAGUUCCUACAGGAAACCUGUGACCACAUAUUGAACGUCGAUGUUUUGGCAGAGUCGCACUUCUCAUCAAUAGUGUACGGAUUCCAAAGACUACAUUACAACAACCACGAUUUCCUGAGGAAAAUAGUUAAGAGGUACGAGGAGAAUAUGACGAAUUUCAAUGUAAACUCAGUAACGAUCUCGAUAAGCUCGCUGGUUAAGUUGAACUACUACAACGUGAACAUUAUCAUGAGAAUAUAUAAGCACAUAUACAAAUCUAUGAGUCACAUGAAUCUGCAGACGUCAAUACAACUGUCAACGACUAUUUAUAAAGUACAUGAGCACUAUUUUAAAGAUAGUAUGCAGAGAAGUGGGAAAGCGGAAGAAGACGAGGAGGUUGUCGACGGGAAGAUGAAGGAAAGUUUAAACAAAAUCAGCUAUAGGUUACUUAACAACAUAUUGAAGAACGUCUGCGAACAGCAUCUUAAGGAGUUGAGCCUGUUUCAAAUAUGCCUACUGCUGGAUUCAAUAAACAGGAUGAAUUAUAGGAAAAUCACAUACCUCUCAAAAUUGAUACAGUGUAUCCCAUCGCACGGCAGCAAUAUGAUAAAUCCAACGAGUAUCGUGCAGAGGAAUCUGUAUAGUUACAUGGAGAUGCCGGAGUGCCCGUUUAACUAUAACAUGACGCUUAAGAAGUUACAAAGCGUGGACCCGUGUCAUCUGAUUCUGAUAUCGCAUUCAAUAUUUGGGCUUGACUACUACAACGAAUACACCUUGAACCUGUUGUUGGUAAUCAAGGAGAUAGUAAAUCCAAUAUUGCACGAGUUGAAGGCAAGGCACAUACUAUUGUACACACUCUCAUACAUUAACAUAUAUUUUACAAACUAUCAACUACAGAGAAUUCAACUGGGUAGUGCGAGUAAAACAGUUAGUAGAAACUACGUUAAGUUGAUACUGAAGUCAUUAGAGAGCGAUAGCCUUAAAACUAACUGGUUCAACAAAAAACACUUGAUUAAUAGUGGCACAGAAGGAAAUGAAGAAGGUGGAGAAGAUGACACGGAUGAAGAUGCGAAAUUGCUAAAGCAACUUAGGGAUAGAAUAAGUGCGUGUGAGUGGAAGGAAGAGUUGGUGCUGAGCUCCUUUGAAAGCCUGCUGCGACACUAUAACUAUGUCAAGUCAAGCCAGUCAAUGUUGAGCCUGUUUAAGCUGUUGUUCCUGUCACUGAUACACGACGUGUACAUACCGAGUUACACCCAAUACUUCAACCUGGCUACUUUAAACAACCCUGAUGAAAGUAAAGCGGUUGAAAUCUUAAACGCCUUUGAUACUGAUGCUAUUGCCGAAGGUGCCACUACCAGUGACGUUGGUGCCAGAGAGGGAAAGGUUAAUGUGGUUAUGGAUGGAGAAGUGGGAAAAAAUAGAAUACCUGCCAUAAUGCCAGAAAACAUAAUAGAAAAGCUAUAUGAACUAUACAAGUCUCCAACAACGGAGGAUGAGAAGAUAAUUAGACUGGACGGAAGAUGUAUGUGUGUAGAUAGAAGAAUCCAGUGCUUUAAAGUGGACAUUGUAAUAUAUAAUGUAUGA
Messenger RNA from Theileria orientalis strain Shintoku, 2193 nucleotides. RefSeq lists its product as hypothetical. NCBI's taxonomy places the organism in Eukaryota, Apicomplexa, Aconoidasida, Piroplasmida, Theileriidae. The record is from RefSeq and is a predicted model, not a curated record. Bases 1 to 2193 code for a protein of 730 amino acids. The transcript is spliced from 4 exons.